AUGUCUCUUGUGGGCUAUCUUUUCGGCAAAAGGAGACUGCUUCGUACUCUACCCUUUCGUCUGCUUGAUUUCGUCUGGAAUGCCCCCCUUUUAGUUUCUCUUGUUUUACUGUUUCUGUACACCUGUGCGUCCCUGAUACAUUCGUACAAUUCCCUAAACAUAGCAUUGAGUCGAAACUCCAUAUCGUUAGACGACCUGCCGCAAGGCUAUGUGAAGGCACUCGAAGAUGCCAUCAGCAAGAAUCAGCCAACUUACAAUGUCACCCUCCUGAAGGAUAAAGACGCGACACCAAUACCAAGAAUCAUACACCGAACUUAUAGUACCCCAGAAUUUCCGGAAAUCUGGAGAGAUGCCUAUAACUCUUGUCAAGUUCUGCUCCCGGAAUAUCAGCACUACUUCUGGACCGACGAAAAAGCUCGCGAUUUCAUUGAGGCCAACUUUAAAUGGUUUUUAGCCACGUAUGAUGGGUAUAGAUAUGGGAUUCAGCGGGUGGAUGCGCUGCGAUAUUUCCUACUCUGGCACUAUGGUGGAAUAUACAUGGAUAUGGAUAUAGGAUGUCGACGUGAUAUUCGCCCACUACUUGAUUUCCCGGCAUGGGUACCGCGAACAUGGCCUUAUGGUGUCAGCAACGACUUGAUGGCGAGCUCUCCCGGCCAUCCGUUGAUGAUAAAAGCUGCAUUAAGCCUUUAUGAUCACAACUGGUGGUACGUUAGUAAGUAUGUAACAGUGUUCUUUACCACAGGGCCGAUGUUCUUUAGCGGAAUUAUCUUGUCGUGGUUCGAAAUAUUGAAGACGGGUGCAAAAGAUGAUAUAGCCAGUUUCAAGGGGCCACACGGCCUUGCCAUAUUGCCGUCGCAGCUGUACGACACAACGGAAUAUACUUUCUUUUCGCAUUUCCCUGGAUCCACAUGGCAUGGAAACGACGUUGCAGUCCUUUCAUGGCUGUAUCAUUAUCUCUGGAUAUUCUUCUUGGUGGCUUUUGCCCUGAUGAUUGUCUCGGUUGUCCUUGGACCAACGAGGCGCGCAAAGAGGCGAAUGCCUCGUUUUAUGAUGAAGCAAGAGCUGGUGUGA
Messenger RNA from Trichophyton rubrum CBS 118892, 1071 nucleotides. RefSeq lists its product as uncharacterized. Bases 1 to 1071 code for a protein of 356 amino acids. NCBI's taxonomy places the organism in Eukaryota, Fungi, Ascomycota, Eurotiomycetes, Onygenales, Arthrodermataceae. The transcript has a single exon. Gene Ontology annotation, biological process: mannosyl-inositol phosphorylceramide biosynthetic process. The record is from RefSeq and is a predicted model, not a curated record. Gene Ontology annotation, molecular function: mannosyltransferase activity.